AUGGAGCUUGUACUUACCGGGCUAAUUGGAGAUGCCUGUCUGGUCUACUUGGAUGACAUCAUCAUCGUAGGCCGUAGGUUUGAGGAACACCUUCAAAACCUGGAACUCGUGCUCAUAAAAAUCCAGAGUGCCAACCUCAAGUUGAGUCCGAAGAAGUGCUCACUAUUCAAACGACAAGUUAGCUUUUUGGGGUAUGUAGUGUCGGAAGAAGGUAUCCGCACGGAUCCAGAGAAAAUUGCCGCUGUCAAGGAUUGGCCGGUUCCAAAAGAAAAGACACAGGUUAGAGCAUUUUUGGGUUUGUGCUCUUAUUAUCAGCGAUUUGUGAAGAACUUUGCUGAUAUAGCCAAAACCCUGCACAGGCUAACCGAGGAGAAGCGACAUUUCUGUUGGGAUGAAAGUUUCAAUAUGGCAUUCCAGGAGCUCAAGAACCGUCUGUGCAAAACACCUAUCUUGGGGUACCCUGAUGCGGGCAAGGAAUUUAUAGUUGACACAGACGCAAGUGAUAUAGGACUUGGCGGUGUGUUGUCUCAACGGAAUGGUGAUCAAGAUAUUGUGAUAGCGUACUUCAGCAAGUCGUUGUCAAAGCCGGAAAGGAACUAUUGUGUCACAAGACGGGAAUUGCUUGCUGUGGAAUACGACUUUGUUAUCGAACAUCGCAGCGGGAAAUCUCAUGGCAAUGCAGAUGCGUUGUCAAGAAGACCUUGCCCUAAAGAUUGCAAGCAUUGUACUAGGCAAGCGGGUAACGAAGUGCUAUCUGUGAGGAUACUCCGGACAGACCAGCUCAGCAUUGAGUGGAAGGACAGCCUACAACAUGCACAGCAGGAAGAUUCGGACAUUGAGCCGAUUCUGGAAUGGAUGAAGGCUCCUAAGCCCAAGUGGAGCGACGUCUCAGCAAUGAGUUCGACCACGAAAAGCUAUUGGGCCCAAUGGGACAGCUUGCUGAUUCAGGAUGGAGUCCUGUGCCGUAAAUGGGAAAAUGAUCGGGGAGAGAGGUGUCAUUUGCAAAUGGUUGUCCCUAAGGCUAAAGUACCGGAUGUUCUACAGCUGUACUAUAGUGGUUGUUCAGGAGGCCACCUGGGAGUUAAACGAAGUCUACUGAAGAUCCGAGAAAGGUUUUACUGGGUCCACUGUCGUGACGAUGUCGAGGACUGGUGCCGCAAAUGUACAAGUUGUGCGGCUGUAAAGGGACCUCAAAUUCGUAGUAGAGGCGCAUUGAAAUUGUACAAUGUUGGUGCACCAUGGGAGAGGAUAGCCAUUGACGUUGCGAGGCCGUUUCCGGAAAGUGAAAGUGGUAACAAGUAUUUCAUGGUUGUGAUGGAUUACUUCACUAAGUGGCCAGAAGUCUUCGCCAUUCCAAAUCAAGAAGCUUCAACAGUUGCAGAUAAACUAGUUCAUGAAGUUUUCUGUCGUUUUGGAGUACCUUUAGAGAUUCACAGCGAGCAAGGAAGGAAUUUUGAGCUUCAAAUAUUCCAGGAAACUUGCCGAGUUAUGGGUGCUCAUAAAACACGAACAACUUCUUACCACCCACAAUCUGAUGGAAUGGUAGAACGAUUUAAUCAGACAUUGGAGAGGUACCUAGCAAAAGUUGUGGAAAAACGGCAACGAGACUGGGACAGGCACAUACAACCGUUUUUGGUGUCAUAUCGAAGCGGUGUUCACGAAUGUACAUCAGUGACACCAGCUUUCGCAAACUUUGAGAGAGAAUUACGGCUGCCUGCAGACCUGAUCACCGGAAUACCACCUGAUACCCCACGCAGUAUAAUCGAUUAUGCAAAUGACUUGCGGAACAAAAUGAAUGACAUUUAUGAGCACUUCAGACAGACGGACCAGCAAACGUCUGAGAAGAUGAAAACACGGUAUGACCGCAAAAUGAACAACAAGGGGUUUGAUGAAGGUUCACUAGUGUGGUUACACAAUCCAGUUCGCAGCAAAGGGAAAUCUCCUAAGCUUCAAGCUAAAUGGGACGAACCGUACCGGAUUGUGACAAGGAUCAAUGACGUAACCUACCAGAUACAGAAAGGUGCCAGAGGUACUCCUAAGGUCGUCCAUGGGGAUCGACUGGCGCGUCAUUAUGGGGCCAAUAAUGCUCGGGACGAGCAUGUCUUAGGAGGGGGCAGUGUUGCGCGCCACUAUUAA
Parnassius mnemosyne (clouded apollo) is the source of this 2136-nucleotide messenger RNA. NCBI's taxonomy places the organism in Eukaryota, Metazoa, Arthropoda, Insecta, Lepidoptera, Papilionidae. The record is from the annotation of a GenBank genome assembly.